This is a messenger RNA of Podarcis muralis (Common wall lizard), 4749 nucleotides long. Lineage: Eukaryota; Metazoa; Chordata; Lepidosauria; Squamata; Lacertidae. The record is from RefSeq and is a predicted model, not a curated record.
CACACACACACACACAUAUUAUUGGACCAUUUCUAUUUUUCUCACUUUUGCGUGCAUAGAGAUUUCAUCCCUGGCCAUUAGCCAUGCUGGCUGGAGCUGAUGAGAGCUGUAGCCCACAAUAUCUGGAAGAGACCAUGUUGGCUACCCCUGGAGCAGGCAAAAAUUACAGCAGAUGAACCAGCGAUCUGACCUGAGAUGAGAACUGCAGACAGAUUCUGGUUAUGAAGGAAGGAAUUUAUCCAGCCUGAGGUGGCUCUGGGGUUUCCCCCUUGUAUUGACUUCUUGAAGUUCUGUUGGAAUCUCCCGUGGCUCGGCCUCUGCGUUGGCGAACUUCUCAGGUGCACGGCUGCCAGGGAAUCCUUCGUAAGGUCACUUCCUGCCAGCAGUAUCAACUUACCUCUAGGUAACUUGUUAGUGGCUCAUGCCCAACUGAAAGCCGAUCCCAUUGUGGCUGAUAACCUCCUGUCUUGCAAGGACUCUUCAGCUUUUAAGCGGCCUGGUUUUGACUUGAUGAUGAUUGUUUUGAAUCUGAAGCGCCAGCACUGAACGGCCCUUCUUCUUCCCCCCUCCCCUCCUUUACAGCAGUCGACAAAGAUGUCCACCACCAAAGUGCCCAUCUACCUGAAAAGAGGAAGCAGGAGGGGCAAGAAGGAGAAACUGCGAGACAUCCUCUCUUCAGACAUGAUCAGCCCACCGCUAGGGGACUUCCGGCACACAAUUCAUAUCGGCAGCGGUGGGGAGAACGACAUGUUUGGUGACAUCUCAUUUCUCCAAGGGAAGUUCCACCUCCUGCCCAGGACAGAGGGCAACGUGAGUCCAGGUGGCACCAGCCAGUACAUGGUGCCGUUCGAGUUCUCGAGGACCGCUACCAUCUCGGGUUACGAUCCGCCGCCUUCGGACAUCCCCUCCCCUCUCCUCAAAAACGCCAUCUCCCUGCCGGUCAUCGGUGGCUUGCAGGCGCUGACCCUGCCUUCUGCUCCACCCCCGCCCAAACCGCCGCGCCUGCACCUCGACGACAAAGCCCAAGCCGCUCACCAGACGAAUGACCUUGUGCUGAGUCCUUCCUGCGCUGUAUCUGCUAGGACUUCGGAACCCCUUGGCGCCGCCAACGGCAAGUGCCCGGCCCCUGUGAAUGGGUUCUCAGGGGAAGAAAACAAAGACAAGGCUUUCAUGUCCCACGCAGGCUCCCUGCUCUCCCUUCACGUGGACUUGGGCCCGUCGAUUUUGGACGACGUCCUGCAGGUGAUGGAGAAGCACCAAACGGCAGAUGUGGGUGCUCCGUUGCAGGAUUCCGGCAGACAGGAAAUCCUGACGUAAUGAGAAAGGCGGCCGGCGGAGGGGGACCUGUGACUUUGAAAGCGCAGCCUUUUUGUACAUAAGAGAGUGUUUUGCUGUUAAAUUGGGUGACUGGGGGUGCGUGUGCAGGCAAGGAUGUGCGCAAACACCUGUGUGAGAUCCUUUGGUGCAGCUUCACUAGUAAUAUAAUUCCUCCCAGCUUUCAAAGAGCAUCUUGCAGAAUGCAGGCUUCACUCCUUACAAUGCAACACUCCGUUUCGACAAAAGCUGAGAUGGGUCCCUGUCUUGUAUGCUCUUGGCAGGCUCUACACAAACACACCCUUCUACUGAAACUUGUAUUGGAAGCAAAGCAAUAAAUUAAUAAGCAUCUGUUAAGUUACCCUCGUGAACAAAUGUGAACAAAUGUUAUGGGUGUGGAUCCUGAAAAGCUGAUGGUUAAUUGAUGGGUUGGGGAAGAAAACCUCAACAGUGAAGAGGUGUGUGUUGUUGUACAUUCUUUGUAGCAGGAGUGGCGGGGACGAUGUUGCGCUGUGCAUUGAUGGGAAGGGCGGCACGGCGCUCUGAGCAGUCAUCAGAGAGUGCUGGAGGGAGGAGGAAGCCAUGUUUCUAGCGCUGGAAUGUAAACAGGAGUCAGGAUAUUUCAUUUAAGUUCUUAAGCUGGUAAUAUGGCCAUGUUAAUGAAUAGUUAAGGGAGGCAUUCCUGUGCUGGAAUUUCAUGGGAAAAGACUCUGAGUCAUACAGGUUGGCUGUGGCUGGUGCAGUUUAGGGAGCUGCCUUAUAACACAUCACACUAUUUAUCUAGAUCAGGAUCAUCUGCUCUGAUUGAUGGCAGGGUCCUAAGCAGAGAAGGUGCCUUUCCCAUCACUUGCUACCUGAUCCUUUUAACUAGAAACGCCAAGAUCUGAACCUUAGUCCAUAGUUAAUGCUAUUUCCAUUUUCCCUGUGUGUGUUUCUCCUUCUCUGAUGGCAGAAAGAUGGGAUGUUAAAUUGGUUUAUUUACAGGGCACCACUCCUUGGUGGUGACUCAGCAGCCAACAGCAUAGAGAGGACUGUGGUUUAGCUGUGGAGCACCUGUUUUGCAUGCAGGAGAUCCCAGGAUCAACACCUGGCAUCUCCAGGUAGACAUGGGAAGGACCUCUGCUUGAAGCUGCCGGGAGCCACUGCCCGUCAGUGAGCUAGUUAAACCCAUGUUUUGAUUCAGGAGAAGACAGCUCCCUAUGUUGCCAUUGGAAUCCACGCUUUAUUCAGAACCAUGAGGACUGGAAUCUUACUUUCUUUUUAGCAGAAUGGCUGCAGGUCAGUGGCAGAGCACAUACUCUGCAAGCAAAAGAUCCUUGGUUCAAUCAAUCCCUGGCAUCUCCAGGUAGGACAGGAGAGAGACCAUCGCCUGAACUUCAAGAAAGUUACUGCUUGUCAGUGUGGAUAAUAGUGAGAUGGACCAAUGGUAUAAGGCAGCUUCCUGGACUCCUGUUACAGUAUAUGGUUAUAUUGUUCAGAAGAGAGGGUUGCCUCGUGGCUGCGGCUCUCCUCUUUUGGCCGUUCCUGUGCUUGGUUUUUCCUGCACCAUCCUGGCCGCUUCUGUAGUCGGCUGUCCAGCAAAGCAGACAAAGCCCCAUUUCAGCAUCUUCAGGGGAAGAAUAAAUAGAGGCUUGUUAAACUAACAAACCGUGGCCUGGCAUUGUCCCCAGGCAACUGGCUGUUUGGCAGCCGUUUCUCAUCCGGCCCAUCUGUCGCUGCAAAAGGCCGCUUCGCAAGGGGACCCCGUCAGGAUGCUAGGAUGUUGUCAGUCCCCCGGCACAUGACAAAAGGUGACUCUCGAAUAGGGGCAGGCUUCGCCAAGAAAGCCAUUUUCUGCGUCCCAAGUGACUUUUGGGCAGAGACUGCUGUUGCAGCUUCUUUGGAGCAUCUUUGGCCUUAAGCCAAGUUUAAAAAUCUCUACUUGAUAGCAUGGCUUCCUUGAGGACUGACUCCCUGCCAGAUGCGUACUGGGUUUGUCCCAAGAAUGGAUACUCCAAUCUGUGGCGUUUCACUUUGGGUUCUCCAAAAUUCACUAGAAAGCUGUGUUGGAUUUAAACAAAUUCAAAAGGGGCCCUGAAUUCGAAUAUUGCGAAUCUUUAUUUUUAUGUCCCCCAAAGCUAUUUAUGAUACAGCACCAGCAACUUAUAUCAGGGAGGGGCGGGGAGCUUUGGGCCCAGGGGCCAAAUGUGGCCCUCAGAGUUCUCUGUCUGGCCCUCAGGGCCUUCCUAGGACUGGUGCUGCUUCACACAUUUCCUCUGUUUUUGCUUGACUGAAGUGUGUCUUCGAACACUGAUGAUGCUUCCUGCUUGCCUAGCCAGAGAACAUGGUGUAGAAACUGCAAAGGUAACGUUUCGAUUAGUUGCUCUGGCCACUUUUGCUUCUGGCCCUGCACACCUUGAGCACGUGGCCCCUGGAAGGCUGCCCAGAAGGGAAUGUGGCCCUCAGGCUGAAAUAAGGUUCCCCAUCUGUGCUGUGUAUGAACUGUUAAAAAGAAGGAAGCAGAUGGAUGUUGGUGGUGGUGGUGGUGCUGGGGAGACAAACAGCAUGAAAGGAGGAGGGAAUCCUAGAACUAGAGCUGGAAGGGACCACAAGGGUCAUCCAGACCAACCCCCUGCAAUGCAGGAAUCUUUCACCCAAUGUGGAGCUUGAACCCAUUACCCUGAUUUUACCCAUGACAACUGAGCUAUCCACAGGGGAGAGGCAAGGCUGAUGGGUAAAGCUAAUAAGUACAUGUGUGCUUAGUGGCUGCUUUCCAAUGAAUAUUGGAGGAUUCAGGACAGACAAAAGAUGGUACUUCUUUAUGCAGUGCAUAGUUAAGCUAUGGAACUCACUCCCACAGGAGACAGUGAUGGUGACCAUCACGAGUAACUUAGGAGGACUGGACCAAUUCAUCAUGAGAUCUAUGGCUUCUAGCCACAAUGGCUGUGUGCUUUUGGAUAUCUCCAGUGUGCUUCUGAAUAUCUAGUUGGGAAUUGGGCAAAAGAUUCUUGCAUAGCAGGGGGUUGGACUAGAUGACCCCCGUGGUCCCUUCCAACUCUCCAAUUCUAUGAAUCACAAGUAGGGAUUCUACUGCAUUCACUCAGGUCCUGCUUGGCAGCUUCCCACCAGUAUUUGGUUGGCCACUGUGAGAGCAGGAUGCUGGACUAGAUGGGCUUUAGGAUGUGCUAUGGGAGAUCCAGGUUGGUUGGUUUUUUUGAGUUUUACAGUGGGAGGGAGAAACCCUUUGGAAGCACAAUUCUGGGGUUUGGGGAACUUCAAUUUCCCAUUGCAAAUGGCUCUCUUGAGGUAGCUCUUUGCAGCUUUAAUGAAAAAGGUACCCAUAUGUGGGAGAAAAUCGCCACAGGGAUGAGAGUUAACGCCUCCUCUGCCAGCACUGCAGUGCUGAUCAGAUUUGGGCUCCCCUGCAACUGAUAUUAAACUUAUUUUAAAAUAGUA